GGGCGGGGAUCUGAGGGGCACGGUUCAGAGCCCAGCCGCCUGGGCUCCAGGGCCCGGGAACCUGGAUAAGUAGGACGGCUGCCGCGGCGACAGGGGGUGCGGGGUGGAGCGUGCCCGGUAUUUUCUAUACGGGUUCCGGGGCCCGGUAGAGGCGCGCCGAGAGGAGAGGAAAGUGCGGCGGCCCUGGAACCUGGAUAUCGCGCGAGGCAAGCUGCGCGCGGGCGGGCGGGCUAUGGCGCAGGCGGGUUGCGGGGCCGGCGCUGGUGGCAGGGCCCGGUGCAUGGCGGUCUGUCGGCGGAGUCGCCCUCGGGGGCUGUCAGACUUGUGACCCAGAAGGAAAUCUCUGACCUCAGCUGUGGCUCUUGGUGCUGGCCAGAAGCCAACUUCAUGUCUGAGUAUACAAGUAGCAGUUUGCCAUGGAGAGCUUGGGGCUGCAGACGGUGACCCUCAGUGAUGGGACGACAGCCUAUGUCCAGCAAGCUGUCAAAGGAGAGAAGCUGCUUGAAGGGCAGGUGAUCCAGCUCGAGGAUGGGACCACUGCAUACAUUCACCAAGUGACGGUGCAGAAAGAACCUCUUUCCUUUGAGGAUGGACAACCUGUGCAGCUGGAAGAUGGCAGCAUGGCCUACAUACACCGCACACCCAAAGAGGGCUAUGACCCCAGUGCCCUGGAGGCCGUCCAGCUGGAAGACGGCUCCACUGCCUACAUUCAUCACCCCGUGGCUGUGCCGUCAGACAGCGCCAUCCUGGCCGUGCAGACAGAGGUGGGCUUGGAGGACCUGGCCGCAGAGGACGAUGAGGGCUUCAGCGCAGACACAGUGGUGGCCCUGGAGCAGUAUGCCAGCAAGGUUCUGCAUGACAGCCAGGCUCCCCAUAACGGCAAAGGACAGCAGGUUGGGGACAGAGCAUUCCGCUGUGGCUACAAGGGCUGUGGGCGUCUCUACACCACUGCUCAUCACUUAAAGGUGCAUGAAAGAGCUCACACGGGUGACCGUCCGUACAGGUGUGAUUUCCCCAGCUGCGGAAAGGCUUUUGCCACAGGAUAUGGGCUGAAGAGCCAUGUGCGCACCCACACUGGUGAGAAGCCAUAUAAGUGCCCAGAGGAGUUGUGCAGCAAGGCCUUCAAGACCUCAGGAGACCUGCAGAAGCACGUCCGGACCCACACUGGUGAACGCCCAUUCCGAUGCCCCUUUGAGGGCUGUGGCCGCUCCUUCACCACAUCAAAUAUCCGCAAGGUACAUGUGCGCACCCACACAGGCGAGCGGCCCUACACCUGCCCCGAGCCCCACUGUGGCCGGGGCUUCACCAGCGCCACCAACUACAAGAAUCACGUGCGCAUCCACACAGGGGAGAAGCCAUACGUUUGCACGGUACCAGGCUGCGGGAAGCGCUUCACCGAGUACUCGAGCCUGUAUAAGCACCAUGUGGUGCACACACACUGCAAGCCCUACACCUGCAGCACCUGCGGCAAGACGUACCGGCAGACCUCCACCCUGGCCAUGCACAAGCGCAGCGCCCACGGCGAGCUGGAGGCCACGGAGGAGAGCGAGCAGGCCCUUUAUGAGCAACAGCAGCUCGAGGCCGCGUGUGCAGCCGAGGAGAGCCUGCCACCCAAACGACCACGCAUUGCUUACCUUUCGGAGGUGAAAGAAGAAGGUGAUGCCAUCCCAGCUCAAGUGGCCAUGGUGACCGAGGAGGACGGGGCCCCCCAGGUGGCUCUGAUCACUCAGGAUGGUGCCCAGCAGGUCAGCCUGUCCCCGGAAGACCUGCAGGCCCUGGGGAGCGCUAUCAGCAUGGUGACCCAGCACAGCAGCACCACCCUCACCAUACCCAGUGAGGACGAUGACCUUGCCACAUCUGGCACACAUACGGUCACCAUGGUCAGCGCUGAUGGCACGCAGACGCAGCCCGUUACAAUCAUUACCUCUGGGGCUGUGGUGGCCGAAGACUCUAGUGUAGCAUCCCUUCAUCACCAACAGGUGGCACUGUUGGCCACAGCCAACGGAACGCACAUUGCGGUGCAGCUGGAGGAGCAGCAGACCUUAGAGGAGGCCAUCAGUGUAGCCACCGCUGCCAUGCAGCAAGGGGCCGUGACCCUGGAGGCUACAGAGCCCGAGAACGGCUGCUGAGUCCCAGGGAGCUGGGUCCCACACCGUGUUGGAGGAGGUGCCAUGCCACACAGGCAUCCUUGCUUCCAAGAGCCCGGGCUGUGGCUGACACAUAGAAGGUGGCCACAUAGGUCUCCGGGGUGAGAAGGCGACAGGAAAACAGCCUCACUGAAGGGUCCAGGGGCCCUGCCCAAGAGGAAGACCGAACAGCUGGAAUCGGGGGAGUGUGUCAUCCUCAGGAGCUAAAGAGGACGAGCUGGUCACCAGGAUGCACUGGGGCAUCCUCCCCUCAGAAUCAGCUGGGUGCCCACCCUCCUUCCUCCAGAGAACAACCUUCCUGCCCUCAGUCCACUCCCCUUCUCAGGUGGCAAUUGGGACUGCUGUGGGGACUGGUCCUCUAUUCUGACUGGUCACUGCCCACCAGGGGAAGGGGCAGACAGCUUUUCAGCCCAGUAGGGGCAGAGCAGGCUCAGCCCUGCUCCUCCCAGCAAUAACCACCUCCCUGGAGGACUGCCAAGAUGCCUGGCCAUUUGGCAGCAGGGAUUUCCUGCCAUCAUAGUCAGAAUUGCUCAGGGGCCUGUGGCUGGAGAAAAGGUGCCCAGCCCCACCCGCCCCCAGUUGCCCCCUGUCCUCUCUGUGGCAGAGAGGCAGGGAGUUAGCCCUGUAUAUACUGGGGAUUGGGUUUCAUUUGUUUGGUUUGGUUUUUUAAAAUUCCAUUUUGAUAAUUUUUUUUCCUGCUUUGGUUGGUGGUGGCAAAUGGGUGAAUGAGUAUUUAAUAAAGUUCCAAGUUUCCACCUGG
Molecule: messenger RNA, 2907 nt
Organism: Neofelis nebulosa (Clouded leopard)
Lineage: Eukaryota; Metazoa; Chordata; Mammalia; Carnivora; Felidae
Gene: ZNF76
Product: zinc finger protein 76
Exons: 14
Coding region: 417-2129 (570 amino acids)
Biological process (GO): regulation of transcription by RNA polymerase II; central nervous system development
Cellular component (GO): nucleus
Molecular function (GO): DNA-binding transcription factor activity, RNA polymerase II-specific; RNA polymerase II cis-regulatory region sequence-specific DNA binding
Source: RefSeq, a predicted model, not a curated record